UCCCAUUCAUAAAUACUUUGGUAUACUAAAUGCAAAAGGAAUUGCAGUAGUUUAAAAACUCUUUUCAAAUUGCAGUAGCUAUCAAACCCAUUUUAAGUUUUAACCUUUUUUUACCAGUUUACAGUCACAAAUACCAUCCAAAUUGUCUUUCCCCUUCUACUUUCAACAUGAGUAACCCUUCAGAUGAAAGGGAGCAGUGUCAGAAGAAGAGAAAAUCUACCAGUUGUGAAGGCUCUACCUCGAGGACUUCAAGGAGAAGAUUGUGCAGCAACAAAAACGAAGAAGAGAAGCACAAGGGAGUCUCCACCACACUGAAGCUUUACGACGACCCGUGGACGAUCAAGAAGACACUGACUGAUAGUGAUCUUGGAAUCUUGAGCAGACUCUUGUUGGCUGCAGAUUUGGUAAAGAAACAGAUUUUGCCUAUGUUGGAAGUUGAUCAUGCAAGAGCCGCGGAAACUGAUGAAGGAACCCCAGUUAGAGUUCGGGACAUAGAUACCAAAUCCAUGCACCAACUCGUUCUGAAGCGAUGGUCUUCAUCCAAGAGCUAUGUUCUUAUUGGAAAGUGGAACCAAGAUUUUGUUAGGAGAAGAGAGCUCAAGAAAGGGGAUGAGAUCGGAUUCCACUGGGAUCCAUAUAAUUGCACUUUCAAUUUCUGUGUUCUUAAACGGGCUAUACCAGCGAACUAAUCAUAGUGUCAGUCUUAAUUUAUAUUCCAAUUGCUGAGGAAAAAACAUGAAGUCCUAUAUGUUUUUAUGUUAACAUACAAUAAUGGUAUUGUAAUAACUAGUACUUCAGACUAAUUAUUAGUUUAGUACCGAGUUCUUACAUAGC
Molecule: messenger RNA, 834 nt
Organism: Gastrolobium bilobum
Lineage: Eukaryota; Viridiplantae; Streptophyta; Magnoliopsida; Fabales; Fabaceae
Product: B3 domain-containing protein At2g33720-like
Exons: 1
Coding region: 168-689 (173 amino acids)
Molecular function (GO): DNA binding
Source: RefSeq, a predicted model, not a curated record